UGCUUCCAGAAUCGGCAGCUUCUAUCUCCUACCGCUCUGAUUCGGCCCUCGCUUUCUCACCGAAAAGUGCCACCCCCAUGCCCGAAGAGCCUCCCCACCACCUCGUCGCUUCUCCAAGGCCACCGCCAGAAACCCCACCGCGCCCCUCGGCCGCCUCGGCUUCUUACGGGCCAAGCCAAGAUGAUGUCGGCUCAGCUGCAGCAGGCCGUCGCCAAAGCGCCGCCCGCUCUGGCCGCUGAGCAAGAUCCCGCCCGCGCGGAAACCGCAACCGCGACCGCGACCGCCACGCCGCCCAACCCUCUUGCGCGCAAUGCCGCUGGCCAGGGCGCUUCUGGGCUUCGGUCCGCCGCCGCCUCCGUUCCCGCCCGGCCCUUGGUCAAUCGCGCCGGCGACAGCUCCAGCCCCUACGUGCGCGCACACCAUGAAACCCCAAUCGCGUGGCAGUUGCUCGAUGGCGACGCCAUCGCGCGGGCCAAGCGGGAGAAUAAGCUUAUAUUUCUUUUCAUUGGCUUUAAAGCUUGUCACUACUGCCGCCUCACCGCCCAAGACUCAUUCUGCAACCCGUCUGUGGCCUCUCUGCUAAACUCUUCCUUCAUCCCCGUCAUUGUCGACCGUGAGGAGCGUCCAGACAUCGACAGCAUCUACAUGAACUACCUUUUGGCCGUCAAUGGGGGUGGCGGCUGGCCCUUGAAUAUAUUUCUCACCCCUGAGCUUGAGCCUGUGUUCGGCGGAACCUACUGGCCCGGCCCUGGUAGCUAUGCCGAGAGCCUGGAUGGAGAGGAUGAAGAGAGACUAGACUUUCUUUCCAUACUCAAGAAACUCCAAAAAGUCUGGGCGGAGCAGGAGACCAAGUGCCGAACCGAAGCUAAGGACAUUGUCCUCAAGCUCCACGCAUUCGCUGCAGAGGGUACUCUGGGUACGAGAAGGAGCAUCACACCCACAACUACGCCUGCCAGCACCGGUUUGGAAACCUCGGGCAUCCAGGACGAUAUGGGUGCGGAACCUGCCCCGCCCCCUACGCUCAUCGAGCCCGCCACAGCCACAGCAGCCGCAGCGGACUUGGACGUCGAUCUUGAGCACCUAGAGGAGGCUUACUCACACUUAUCCCGCACCUUCGACCGGACCAACGGUGGAUGGAACCUGGCGCCCAAGUUUCCGACUCCCCCCAAGCUCGCAUUCCUACUCGGCCUCGCCAGGUUUCCUUCGGCCGUAGCUGACGUGCUGGGCGGCGACGAGGUUGACAAUGCUGUGCACAUGGCAGUACACACACUGCGCAAGCUGAGAGACUCGGGCUUGAGGGACCAAAUUUGGUCUGGCUUCUUCAGGUAUAGUGGAACCGCCGACUGGUCCAUGCCGCACUUUGAGAAAAUGGUUAUCGACAACGCACUUCUCCUCAACGUGUACCUGGACGCCUGGCUCGGCAUCGCGACUUCCUCACCAGGAAAGGCACUAUCUCUUUAUGAUGAGUUUGUCGAUGUCGUCCUUGAGUUGGCGGACUACCUCACAAGCGACCCAAUCCGGACGCCAGAGGGUCUCUUCGCCACUAGCGAGGCAUCCGACUCGUUCUAUCGCAAGGGCGACACGCAAAUGCGACAAGGCGGAUACUAUUGUUGGACAAGGAAAGAGUUUGACAUGACGGUGCGCGAGGUUGGCAGCACUGGUGUCUCCGGUGCCGUGGGUGGUGCUGGUACCAGUGGUGGUGACCUGGCGGCUCAAGUCGCCGCAGCGCGCUACAAUGUCCUGGAGCAUGGAAACAUCUCUCGUGACGACGAUCCUCACGAUGAGUUUAUCAGUCAGAACGUGCUGCGCAUUGUCAAAGGCGAAGCAGCACUCUCUGCUUCGUUUGGCAUUUCUCAGCAUGAUGUGCGACGGAUCCUGGUUAGUGCCCGCGAGAGGCUUCGCUCGCGCCGGGAACGGGAGCGGAUUUCCCCGGAUGUUGACGACCAAGUGGUACUGAGCGUCAACGCUUUGGUAGUGACCUCGCUCACUCGCGCCGGCGCUGUCCUCAUCGAGUCCGGUGUGGACGCGGACAGGGGAGCUAGAUAUCUGUCGGCUGCCGAGACAGCCAUCAAAGAGAUCAAAAGGAUGUGGGAUGCUGAGGCGGGGAAGCUGUACAGGACAUCGAGAGCCGGAGUCAGGGGCCAGACAGAGGCGCUAGCCGAAGACUAUGCUUUUCUCAUCGAGGCUCUGCUCUACCUGUACGAGGCUACAGGACGCGACGAUGUCCUGAACUGGGCAGACGACCUCCAGAAAAAGCAGAUCGAGUUGUUCUACGACCACAUUGCCCCUCACGGGCAAGACCUGGCAACUGCAUCUCCUCACCUAUCGUCAUCGGGCGGGUUCUACGCCACUGCCGAGUCGGCGCCGCAUGUAAUUCUUCGACUGAAGGACGGAAUGGACGGGUCUAUGCCUUCUACGAACGCCGUUUCGGCCUCAAACCUCUUCCGCCUGGCCUUGAUCCUUGGCAGCACCAGGGGCAGCAGGAGACAAAGCGUCAGCGCGGGCGUCGCAAACCCGACGGUACAAAGCCUCACGGGAUAUGAUUAUGAGAGACUUGCCCGCGAGACGGUCAGGGCGUUCGAGGUUGAGAUGCUACAAUACCCUUGGCUCUUCCCUGGCCUGCUAAAUAAUGUGGUGACGGCACGGCUUGGGGGGGAGCUGGUGUCGGUCGUCGGCCUUGAUGAGGAGGCGGCUCGUCAAGUUAAGAAGGAUUACUUUUCCAAGCCAAGGGCGGCACUGCGGGCCAUUGUUCACGCCAAGGCGGCCGCGCCGAGCACAGUUCCUCCCGGCAGAGCCGUCGCUGGUCCGGGUGUCUAGUGGGGAUCCCAGAUAGGUCCAUGCGGUAGCAAGCUUUAGCAGGCUUUAGAAUGAGGCCGAGGCGGCACCCCAGACGCCACACAGCUCGAUCAGGUCGUGGGGUUGAUAAACGCACCGCCAUAUCGGAGCAGGCCACUCUAAAGGGAUUUCGUUUACAGGAGGACAUGCUCCCGGAGUUGGGUUGCUUUCUUCAUGGUUUCCCUGUCAUUGGGGGAUUUCCGGUAUAUGUUGGGGAUAGUUUGGGGAUAGGCUUGAUUCAGAUACCUCGGAUUCACUAUUUUUCUGGCCAGUUGUUGUCGUCUGCUUUAUCAGUAUGGUCAAGGAGUACUGCCGCAAGGAGGCUUUGUCUCGCUCAGUCCCGCUCAGUCUCAUGCUUCUGAUAUUCGCAAGCGUGUUUGCUAUGACGCGCUACUCGGCUGUGCCAGUCUGAAGAGGUAAAGGUCUGGGACUAGCAUCUCGGGGGCUGGGGUUGACGUCGCCUAGGCUCGUCGGAAGUUGCGAGAGAGGUCGCCGUUCAACCCGGGCGUUCCAGGUUAUUGGGCGAGGGCGAACGUGGGAGGAUCAACAUGGCAUGAAAGCUGUUGAAGAUGAGUGGCUGGAUGCGGAGGCCUUGGCACGGUGGGGAUCUCGACCACUCCUCCAUCUCGAAGGCAGAGCACCAGCUGUAGGUGGGUUCUUGGUGGUGUUGAUAUGCUGCACGGUGCAAAGGUACAGGAAAGAGCGACGCUAACUUGGCCCGAGUCUAGCGCGAGAACCGUUGUCACCAACGCAAUUCCCCAAAACGGAAAUCAAGUCCAUGGCGUCAGGGCUGGCUGGGGUUGCGAGUUGGCAGCAAAUUACGUGUAAUGCUCGCCAACGUGUACACAAAACAACAAACAAAAACGCGGCAAGAAAGAAAAACCAGAAGAGGCACAACCCACGGAUUUUGAUUGAAUUUUUUAUUUUGUGUGCUGUGUCGCGGCCGGAAGGCUUCCUGACCAAACAAUGCAGGCUGAGCUGGCUGGGACUGGGCCACCACCUGCCUGGGCCAGCACCUGCCCAAGCUAAGCUCCAAAGUACCAACGCUUUAGGCACAGCUGCCUGGCCAAAGGUCC
Molecule: messenger RNA, 3911 nt
Organism: Gaeumannomyces tritici R3-111a-1
Lineage: Eukaryota; Fungi; Ascomycota; Sordariomycetes; Magnaporthales; Magnaporthaceae
Product: spermatogenesis-associated protein 20
Exons: 3
Coding region: 181-2817 (878 amino acids)
Biological process (GO): carbohydrate metabolic process
Source: RefSeq, a predicted model, not a curated record